GCUGAUAAAAAGGUAAACUAUAAUAACAACCGAAGUAACUAAAUAAGAAAAUUUUUAGGUCCAAAGAUUUAGGAGUUGUUCUUCCCCGCCAACAUCCGCUUCUUCCACCAUCUGCCUUCGUAGCUCGCUCUCCUUCUUUCCCCUCGUCAAAUACACUUCUUCAGAUUGGAAAUCGAACUCACAUCAUUACUGCCAGGUGAAUCUUAUAAAGGUCGGACGUGAAAAUGGUUUCUGAAUUGAUAAAUGCCAACCCCAUUGUGUAUGAGAAGAAGGAGCGUCGAGCUAGGAGUGGUCAAAGUGUGGAUGAAUAUGCAGCUGAAACUAUCGACCAGCUCGAAAUUUUUGACUAUCUUAGAGAUAUAAAAGAUCCAGAGCAUCCCUAUUCUCUGGAAGAGCUGAAAGUUAUAACAGAAGAUGCCAUUGAGGUAGAUGACGAGCGAAGCUAUGUAAGGGUCACAUUCACGCCAACUGUUGAACAUUGCAGCAUGGCAACCGUUAUUGGAUUAUGCUUGCGUGUGAAACUUAUGCGAUGUUUGCCUUCACAUUAUAAGGUAGAUAUUAGAGUAGCACCCGGUACUCACGCUACAGAAGCUGCAGUAAAUAAGCAGUUGAAUGAUAAAGAACGGGUAGCUGCAGCAUUGGAAAAUCCUAACCUUGUCGAUAUGGUAGACGAAUGCCUUGCUCCAUCUCUUGAAUGAGGAAGUUUACUAAGUCUAUGUUCAGUAUAUGAAGAUACAACCUGAAAAGCUUUCAUCAAAAAGUUGUUCUAUGUCAAAUUAGCUUUAGUGGCUGUUUUUCACAGCUUUUCAUUGGUUUUAUUUAAUUGAUUAUGUUAAUAAGGUUGUUGUUUAUUGAACUUUGAAAUCACAAUGUAGUUGGAUGGUAUGAAAUAAGUUGUAUUUUUAUAAAGAGAUCUAUGCAAUAUUUAUAUCAUCAUAUUCAA
This is a messenger RNA of Nicotiana attenuata, 943 nucleotides long. RefSeq names its product protein AE7-like. The record is from RefSeq and is a predicted model, not a curated record. Gene Ontology annotation, biological process: iron-sulfur cluster assembly. The coding region runs from base 225 to 698 and encodes 157 amino acids. The transcript is spliced from 6 exons. NCBI's taxonomy places the organism in Eukaryota, Viridiplantae, Streptophyta, Magnoliopsida, Solanales, Solanaceae.